AUGCCUCCCCGACCAGCUCCCACGCACUUCCUGUGCAUCCCUCUCAUCACCCCCUCAUCCCGUCCUCAGCUCUCCAAGAGCUUGGCUUCCUUCAAAGCGGACGUCACCAGCCCAGACAGCUUCGCAAUUCCCUCAGACUCCGUCCGGCCUCUCGGAACCCUCCAUCUUACCCUCGGCGUAAUGUCCUUCCCCAAGAACGAAGGCCUCGACAAAGCGGUCGAAGUUCUCAAGUCCCUCAGGCCGCGAGAGAUCCUAUCAACUGUCAAGCCGUUGUCCUCUAUCACCCAACUCGCUGGCCCCGCCACGAGUACCCCCGAGAAGCCUCUUUCCCUCACCCUCCGCGGCUUACAUUCUAUCCAGCCGGCCCCCAAGGCCUCGGUCCUCUACGCGCCACCCGUCGACACCGAGGGAGUCUUCCGCGCCUUCUGCGAGAAGUUGAGAGCGGUGUUUCAGGAGGCCGAGGUGAUGGAAAAAGAGGAUCGGCCGUUAUUGUUGCACGCUACCAUCGUGAAUACGAUAUAUGUCAAGGGGAGGGGGAAGAAGGGGUCCAAGGUGACCAUCGACGCGAGGGAUAUACUCGACCGGUACGAUGAUUAUGUCUGGAUGGAGGACGUGCCCGUGGAGAAGAUUGCCAUCUGCCGGAUGGGGGCGAAGAAGAUUGAGGGCGAGGAUGAUCAGGAAUACGAGGUCGAGGCUGAGAUUGAAUUCUGA
Messenger RNA from Colletotrichum karsti, 711 nucleotides. RefSeq lists its product as uncharacterized. Gene Ontology annotation, cellular component: nucleus. Lineage: Eukaryota; Fungi; Ascomycota; Sordariomycetes; Glomerellales; Glomerellaceae. The record is from RefSeq and is a predicted model, not a curated record. The transcript has a single exon. The coding region runs from base 1 to 711 and encodes 236 amino acids. Gene Ontology annotation, biological process: DNA alkylation repair; regulation of DNA-templated transcription.